Astrephomene gubernaculifera is the source of this 1697-nucleotide messenger RNA. The record is from the annotation of a GenBank genome assembly. NCBI's taxonomy places the organism in Eukaryota, Viridiplantae, Chlorophyta, Chlorophyceae, Chlamydomonadales, Astrephomenaceae.
CCAAGCCCAAGCUGCCGGGGGGCGACACCAUCAACGUGUUCACGGUGGCGAGCGGGCACAUGUACGAGCGACUGCAGAAGAUCAUGAUCCUGUCCGUACUGCGACACACGCAGUCGAGGGUCAAGUUUUGGAUCAUCCAGAACUACAUGAGCCCGCAGCACAAGCAGGUCCUCCCCGCGCUGGCUGAGCGGUACGGCUUCGAGUACGAGUUCGUGACGUACAAGUGGCCGCACUGGCUGCACAAACAGACCGACAAGCAGCGGCUCAUCUGGGCGUACAAGAUCCUGUUCCUGGACGUGCUGUUCCCGCUGGGCCUGCCCCGCAUCAUCUUCGUGGACAGCGACCAGGUGGUGCGGGCCGACCUGGCGGAGCUGUACCACAUGGACCUCAAGGGCGCCCCCUACGCCUACACCCCCUUCUGCGACAACAACAAGGAGAUGGACGAGUACCGCUUCUGGAAGGGCGGCUUCUGGCGGGACCACCUGCAGGGCAAGCCCUACCACAUCUCCGCGCUCUACCUGGUGGACCUGAAGCGCUUUAGGCAGAUCGCGGCAGGUGACCAGCUGCGGGUGGUGUACGACCAGCUGUCCAAGGACCCCAAUAGCCUGGCCAACCUGGACCAGGACCUGCCCAACUACGCGCAACACAGCAUUCGCAUACACUCGCUGCCGCAGGAGUGGCUGUGGUGUGAGAGCUGGUGCGGCAAUGCCACGAAGGACAAGGCUAAGACCAUCGACCUGUGCAACAACCCUCGCACCAAGGAGCCCAAGCUGGCCGCCGCGCGCCGCAUCAUCGGGCCGCUGUGGGAGCAGCUGGACGCACAGCAGGAGGAGGUGACGCGGGAGGUGCAGAGCCGGCUGGAGGCGGCCGAGGCGGGGGCAGCAGUGCCGCCUCUCCCUGCAGCGGCAGGGCAGAGGGGGGAGGCUUCUGCAGCAGUCGGAGCAGCGCAGCAGCAGCAGCAGCAAGAUGAGGAUGGGGACGGGGCGCAGGGCUGGGAGGUGGAGACGGAUGCGGAUGCGCCGCGGGACCGAAGCGAGCUGUGAGGGGAGGAAGUGGUUGGGGGCAGACACGGAGGAAGCCGAGCAGACACGCUCGUCUCUUGGGAAUCCGCAAGGAAGGGCAGCAAGGGGGAAGGCAGUGAAGAUAGAGCCGCAUGUCUGGGCCGCUUGAAGACAUGAGGUGUUGCGUGUUUAUUAUGAGGGUUCAUCUGCAAUCUGUGCUUGGCUCUACAGCUUGAAUGGCUGGAUGAGGAGGUGGCAAGGAAGGCUUAAACAGAGGAGCGAUUGCUGGUUCGGGAAGCCUUAGGAGCCUUAGUUAAGCGCCGCGUUAGACUGCCCCAGUGUCCCUUGGGAUGGAAACAUUGACUAGAAGUUUAUGAAGUGCCGCAUAUCUAGCGUGUGACUCCACCUGUGAGCUUGGGAUACCCGUAUCAGGUGCGUGGCUGUCAGAUUAGCAUUAUGACAGUGCGACUCGGACGUCGCAUUGUACGGCGGCCAGGAUCCUUGUGAUGAAUAUGCCGUACCUCCAGCUGCUAGCGGUUAGUGCAGUUUCCCGUCGCCGGUUAGGUCUUAAGGUGCAUACGAGUGGCAUCUGUUGUUGGGCGUGUAUGGAAUGAAGUCCGGCGAAUCCGGUUUGUGACGACUAACCAGGAGCCCGCGUACUGCGGAUUUCGCCGCGGCGAUUCGGACGAUUGCUCU